AAUACCAGCAUAAAACCCUGCCUGCUGUAUUAGGAAGUAAAAUUUUGUUUGUGGAUCCGGCGUAUAUCAAAUAUUUUACAGUUGUGAUGGUGCGCUUGGAAUAUUUUUCUAUAGUGUUUUUUAUAUUAAAAUAGAGAUUAGUUUUUAUCAAUUAAGGGUAACCACUGCCCACGGAAAACAUAAACUGAUACGAAAAAUGAAUCACAUAAAUUCGAAAAAUUCUCCAUACAGUUUAUGCCGGAAGCGGUUCUUUUUGUUUUCAGUUUUAAAAAUACUCAUUUCCAUUGUUUUAUUUAUGAAUGAACACAUAAAAGGAGUACAAUCUCAAGAACUGAUAGCCGUUGAGAUUGGCCACAAUUUUACGAUAAUCUGCAACACAACUCUACAAUUUGUAAGCAAUGUAACAUGGAAGCACAACGAAGAAGUUAUUGCGAAUAAUAAUAAAAGAAUAACCACAUCUUAUAGCAAACCGUCUGCCAUUGAUAGCAUCAAUGAAAUCGAAGAAGAAACGAAAAGGAAUUACGAAAGUACAUUAUUGGUAACUGAUGCACAAUUUGCAGAUGCGGGCAUAUAUACAUGCGAACUAAUACGAAAUGAGAGCGUGUCUAGUUUUAGCGUGCAAGUGUGGCAAAAACCGCUGAUUGUUGCAAGCAGUGACGAAAAGGUCAAACAGAAAAGCGGUCAUGCUGUGGAACUAUAUUGUCUGAUAGAAGUGUUUCCACACAACGAUACAUUUUACAAGCAAUUAAAAUGGCUGAAAGAUGAAAACUCAGCUGUUGACUUUUUAGACAAAGCCUCGAAUCUAAGUUUUGUGAAUGCCACACAUAUUAAUCACACGCUUAGUUUAACUGAAGUUUACAAGAAGGAAAAUGGUACAUACAGCUGUGCAGUAUACGAUAUGUUUGGUGCAAUUGUCACUAAAAAGGAUAUGGCAGUGUUAGUUAUGGAGAAACCACAAGUGAGCAUAGACUAUGUGAUGGUUGUGGGUGCGGAUAAGAUAUACUUAAAUUGGACUGUGAAUGAUGGUAACGAUCCAGUGCAAAACUACUUCAUACAAUAUAAAGAGGAAGGUUCAUCCGAACUUAAAUAUUAUAAUCAUCAAAUCGGUGGACGUAAUAAUUCCUAUGUUUUGGAAAAAUUUCAACCAAAUACCAGCUAUAAUUUACGCAUCAGUGCUAAAAACAGUAUUGGCAGCGGUCAACCAUAUCAAUAUCCGUUACCCGUGCGAACAUUGGAAAGAGAUCCCAUUUUUAUACCAAAAGUAGGCACAACCGGUAGUACACCGUCAACAAUUACCAUCGGUUGGGAUCCACCACCGCCUGAAAUAUUGCCGUACAUACAAUAUUAUGAGUUGGUUGUUGUCGAAGCUGGUGAAACGCCACGUAUUGUUGAAAAUACCCUAUAUUCACAAAAUUCUCGAAAUCUGCCAUAUAUGUUUGAUAAUCUCAAAACAGCAACUGAAUAUGAAUUUAAGGUACGUGCCUGCAGUAAUAUCACCAAACAAUGCGGUCCCUGGUCGGAAGUUGUAAAUGGCACAACAAUGGAUGGUGUUGCCAGUGAACCCACAGACCUCUAUAUUACUUGCGAACACAGAAAUAAUACACGUCACUCGGUUGGGGUACGUUGGAAUGUGCCAAAAGUGCCGAAUGGCAAAGUGGUCUCAUAUCACAUACAGUUGGAUGGCCUAGCUACAUAUAAGUUGGAUGGAAAAUUGCGUAACGAAACAUGGGGUCCAAAGAUAAGACGUGUAGAUGAUCCGCACCACAGCACAAUCUACAAUGGCGUAAAUCCAAAUACAAAUUACACAGUCACAGUAUCGGCCAUUACACGCCAUCGCAAAAUUGGAGUGCCGGCCAGCGCUCAAUGUAUCAUGCCUAUCGCUGUGCCUGAUGCGAUCAGUCGUAUUAUGUGGACAAAGGUGAAGACGAACGAUGAGAAAUGUGUUUUUAAAUUGUUUGUGCCACGUAUUAGCGAACGCAACGGACCGAUUUGUUGCUAUCGCUUGUAUCUAGUACGUAUGGGCAAUAAUAAAAAUGAAUUGCCCACACCCGAGAAGCUCAACAUAUCCACCUAUCAGGAGGUGCAUGCGCUAAAUAAUACUGAAGGUGGUGCAUACUUGGCUGAAAUGUUUUCGGAUGACUAUUUUCGUUCCGAAAUAUUUUUGGGUGACGGUAAACGAUUUUUUGAACAUCAGGGCAUAAGUGCCGCCGAAGCAGAUAAAGCUUGUCGCCAUUGUUUGAGGGGACGUCCAUUUUUGCGUAUUCAACCACAUGAACCAGCACCGAAAACUGAAUUGCCACUUGUAGAGCACACGGAUCCUGUAUUGAAAACUACACCGGAACUAUCACAACGCGAACAAUUGAAAGCCACCAAUCUCACCGAAGCUGCUUCAAAAAUUUUAGAUAAAAAACGACGUCGCAGACGUAGGCGUCAUCCGAAAGUUCUUGCUGGCGUCAACAGUGAUAUUUCGUUUGAUAAUUUAAUGAUUAGUGAAAAUGAAUCGCGUACAAAUGCAGUGCAGAGCUACCAGCUGUCGUCAAAUGAUAUAAUCGAUGGCGAGAUUGACAUGAAUAGCAACUACACAGGCUUUCUAGAAGUUAUAGUACGCGAUGAUGAUAUUGUACUUACUGAAUACAGCAAUUACUUCGAAAUAAUGACACCUGGUACUGUACCCGAAAACUUUCAAUCGGAUCAAAACUUUUCAAUGGUGUUAAAUAUUUUUAUACAAGCGCUUGCCCUACUCAUCGGUAUAGUGUUGCUGCUUAUUGGCGCCACUUGCUAUUUGCAUCACAAUACAAAAAACACGGUACCUGGCGAGGAAAUCAGCUUACGAGACUCACUAAGUCGCGCGUUAUUUCGUGGACGCACACCGAAUCAUAGACACUUUAUUGGUUCUGGUAAUGGUAAAGCAUCAGAUAUUGGUCCAAUACACAAGGUAGACUUGUGCACAGCCUAUCGAAAUCGUCACAAAGACACCGAUUAUGGGUUUUUGCGUGAAUAUGAAAUGUUACCAAAUCGAUUUAGUGAUCGCACAACAAAAAAUUCCGAUAUAAAAGAAAAUGCAUCGAAAAAUCGUUAUCCAGAUAUUAAGGCCUACGACCAGACGCGCGUUAAAUUAUCACAAAUAAAUGGCAUACAGGGUUCGGAUUAUAUAAAUGCUAACUUUGUUAUUGGUUAUAGGGAACGUAAGAAGUUCAUUUGUGCACAGGGACCAAUGGAAAGUACGGUAAACGAUUUUUGGCGUAUGAUUUGGGAGCAACAUUUGGAGAUUAUAGUCAUGUUGACCAAUUUAGAGGAGUACAAUAAGUCGAAAUGUGCAAAAUAUUGGCCUGAAAAGAUAUCGGAUGCCAAGCAAUUUGGCGAAAUUACAGUAAAAUUUGUGGCUGAACGAAAAAUGGGUGACUACUUAGUGAGAAAUUUAGAUGUUACCAGACGUAAUGCUGCUGGUAACGAUGACGAUGAGGAACGUCGCCAAAUCACACAGUAUCACUAUUUGGUUUGGAAGGAUUUCAUGGCACCGGAACAUCCACAUGGUAUAAUUAAAUUUGUGCGCCAAAUCAACGCUGUUUACUCCGUACAACGAGGCCCUAUUUUGGUACAUUGCAGCGCAGGUGUCGGUCGUACCGGCACACUCGUGGCAUUAGAUUCGCUGAUACAACAGCUAGAAGAGGAAGAUCAAGUAUCGAUAUUUAAUACAGUUUGCGAUUUGCGACAUCAAAGAAACUUCCUCGUGCAAUCACUGAAACAAUACAUAUUUCUAUACCGUUCGCUACUUGAUAUUGCGCAAUUUGGCAAUACAGAGCUUUCGGCUAUUUCGCUAUCCAGUCAAAUUGAUAGUCUAAAACAGAAGUUAAACGAUGGAAAGGAUAAAAGCAGAUUAGAAAUUGAAUUCGAGAAACUUCUUGCCAUAACUGAUGAAACUGCAAAAUCCUCGGAAGUAGGAAGCAAUAAGGAGAAUAUGCCGAAAAAUCGUAGCGAAGCGGUCAUACCUUAUGAUCGUAAUAGAGUUAUACUAACGCCAAUACCAAUGAAAGAAAACUCUACCUACAUAAAUGCUUCAUUCGUUGAGGGUUACGAUAAUUCGGAAGCAUUUAUAAUCACGCAAGAUCCUUUGGAAAACACAAUUGGUGAUUUUUGGCGCAUGAUUUCAGAACAAAGUAUAACUACGCUCGUCAUGAUUUCCGAGAUUGGUGAUAGUCCCAGAAAAUGUCCACGUUACUGGGCAGAUGAUGAAAUCCAAUACGAUCAUAUACUUGUAAAAUAUAUGCAAAGCGAAAGUUGUCCAUAUUACACGCGCCGAGAAUUUAACGUAACGAAUUGUAAAAUUGAUGACACAAUAAAAGUCACACAAUUCCAGUACAAUGGUUGGCCGACCGUUGAUGGCGAAGUACCAGAAGUAUGCCGUGGUAUUAUUGAACUCGUCGACCAGGCGUUAAAUCAUCACAACAGGGAUAAAAGUAUGGAUUGUAAAUCGCCAUUGACUGUACAUUGCAGUCUGGGCACCGAUAGGAGCUCAAUAUUUGUGACUAUGUGCAUAUUAGUGCAGCAGUUGAGAACCGAAAAAGGCAUUGAUAUUUGUUCAACGGCCAGAAAAAUAAGAUCUCAGCGGCCAAGGCUAUUAAAUUCAUUUGCACAGUACGAGUUCCUACAUCGCGCCAUAGCCAACUACGCUGACUUGCACAAACUGUCGACAGACACCGCGUCUUCUGAGUGUUAAUAAAUUAAGAUUAAUUAAAAAAUUAUUUUAUUAGUUUGGAUCACACACUUACACAUACUGAUUAGUCAUAAACAUUUAAAUUAAUAUAAAUAUAUAUAUAUACAUAUAUACAUUUGUAUAUUUAAGCACAAAAAGUAUUUGUAAUACAUAAUAAUCAUAUUCAUUUAUUUUGUAAAACUUCGCGAUCCCAACCACAAAACAAAAGUAACUCUAUUAAUGUUUAAAAAGUGACUUAUGUAUAAGUUUUUUCUACCUUAGUUUAUUUAGCAGACUACCAAAGUACAGCCCGUAAAUAAAAAAAAAUAUUUUAGAUAAAACC
This is a messenger RNA of Bactrocera dorsalis (oriental fruit fly), 5036 nucleotides long. RefSeq names its product tyrosine-protein phosphatase 69D (gene Ptp69D). Gene Ontology annotation, molecular function: protein tyrosine phosphatase activity; protein binding. The coding region runs from base 197 to 4717 and encodes 1506 amino acids. The transcript has 12 exons. NCBI's taxonomy places the organism in Eukaryota, Metazoa, Arthropoda, Insecta, Diptera, Tephritidae. Gene Ontology annotation, biological process: protein dephosphorylation. The record is from RefSeq and is a predicted model, not a curated record.